AUGAAAACAAAUGAAGGUGCAGCUGCGGCAGAGCAUAUUGAUGAGGAGAAAUGGGUGUAUGACUCUUCUGUUGAUUAUAAAGGAAGAAUUCCUCUUCGAGCUUCUACUGGUGCAUGGAAGGCUUCCCUCUUCAUUAUAGAAUUCAAACCCAAGAUCUGCAUUCAUCCAACAAGAUGAUGCAUCCACCGUAGAUCUUAAUGAUCGAAUGGCUGCAAAUGGUUCUCCGUUCUUCUUUUAUUUAGUGGUUCUUUCUUGAAUCUCUCUCCCUAUAUAUAUACAUGCAUUUAUUUUUGAGGAUUUGUCUAAGAGGUGGUCUUGGGUACAUCCGGGUUGACCCGUACUCAGAUCAUGACCCGUAUUCUGAUCAAAACCUGCAUCCUGACUCAAAUUGUGUAAAUGACACUAUUCGGUUAUACAAAUGACACUGCUUGUAAUUGACACUAUUAUGUUAUACAAGUGAAAUUGCGUAUAAAUGACACUAUAACAUUGUAAAUGACACUGUGUAUAAUUGACACUAUUCAGAAAUAUAAAUGACACUUCUUGUAAUUGACACUAUAAGAUUGUAAACGUCAUUAUAAUAUUUUAAAUAACACUAUAAGAUUGAAUAUGACACUAUAACAUUUUAAAAUGUUACAAUGUCAUUUAUAUAAUUGAAUAGUGUCAAUUAUAAGCAGUGUCAUUUGUAUAAUUGAAUAGUGUUAUUUAUACAGUUUGAGUCAAAAUGCGGAUUUGAAUUAAUAUGCGAGUCAGGAUUUGAGUACGGAUCAAUUCGAGUGUACGUACAUGAAAUUUUGUGUUCGUCUAAAUAUAUAAAAAAUUGUAUACUAAGAUGGACUGGAAUAGAAUAUCUCAAACUCUUAACAUUUGAAUUAAUUUUGCUUCAUUGAUAGUCAUAUCCUAUUAAAAGGUAGAAUUAAAGAGAAUAAAAUUAGUUAAUUAUGUAUUUUAUCGAUCAUUACAAAUGCACACGCCCCAUUAAGGUAUAAUCUCUUCUUUUUCGAAGAAUUUUAAAGUUUAUUCUUAAACUAAAGAAAGCAAUUAAUAAGUGGAGAAUGAGCAUAUAUGCUUUAAUAAUUUAAUUCCUUUUCCAAUUAGUUAAAUUAUGUUAUUCAUGCCCGAAUCUUUUGGCUUGACUAAGAGAAAGAUCUUAGAAUGCGACAUUAUUUUUAUUAAUAUUUUGUUCUCGCAUGAUAUUUUUACCGACAACAUAAAAAGUAGUUAUAAAGUAGAGAAUCUAAAAUCUGAAAGUGUGAUUGAUGUAAAUGACACAAUUAACCUUGAUAAGUGAUAACUUAGAAUAAAGCUAGGAAUACACUGCGAGGUUUAUAUACGCACGCAUGCUUAAAAAUAAUACUCUUUCUGUCUCACUUUUUAAAAAAAAAAAUUCUAUCAAUGAUACGAGACUUAGUAGCUAAUAUUCGUAUCAUAAAAAUUAAUAAUAUUUGAAAAUAUAAUUAUUAAUAAUUAACUAUAUCAUCACAUAUCACUAAUUUUUAUGACACACAUAAUAGCUAUUAAGUCUUAUGUUAUUAGUAGAAUUUUUUUUUGUAGUUAUUAUAAGUGGCUCAAAAUUUUUCGACACAAAAAUUAAUAAUAAGGUGUAAAUAAAUUAAAAGUGGUAGGACCUAUACUUUUUUAAGAGUUAAAAUUUUUCAUUUUAAAAAACGUGUCACUUCUAGUUGGACAUCCUAAUAUAAAAUACAUAUUAUUAUUAGUGAAACGGAAUGAGUAUUAGAUUAAUUAAAAAAGUGUUAAUAAUCCAUGCCUAACUAGUUUCCACGAACCCCUCCUUGUUUCAGUCGAAUCGAGUUAAUUAACUCGAUACGAUGGAACAUGAAAUUUUGGAUGGUUAAUCCAUAUGACAUGUUUUUUUUUUAAGCCAUAUAUGAGAUGUUGAGUAUUAAUUUCCAUAAAAUAACAAAAUUAGUUUUGAGAAACAGCAACGGAGUUUAGCGAGCGAUUGAGUUAUUUUGGGCUAGCUGUAAACUUGAUCAUGUACCUCACCACCGUACUUCACCAAGACCUCAAAACAGCAGCUAAGAGUUGUAACUAUUGGUCUGGUGUCACCACAAUCAUGCCCUUACUCGGAGGCUUCCUAGCCGAUGCUUACCUCGGCCGCUUCUCCACCGUCAUGCUUUCCUCCCUUAUCUAUAUAAUGGGCUUACUUCUCUUGACAAUGUCAAGAGUGGUCCCGGGGCUAAGGCCCUUGGACGCGGGGUCCGCUGGCGGAUCCCAUAGGGUCCACGAGGUUGUUUUCUUUCUCGCAAUGUAUUUGAUCUCCGUUGGUACCGGUGGGCAUAAGCCCUCGUUGGAGAGCUUCGGAGCCGAUCAGUUCGACGACGAUCAUCCGAUAGAAAAGAGGAAGAAGAUGUCGUUUUUCAAUUGGUGGUGUUUUGGGCUUUGCUGCGGGCUUUUACUUGGUGUCACGGUGAUUGUUUAUAUUCAAGAUCACGUAGGUUGGGCUGUAGCUGAUAUCAUUUUGACGACGGUGAUGGUCUCAACCACGGCCAUUAUUUGGAUCGGACGGCCGUUAUAUCGCUACCGAAAGCCAAUGGGAAGCCCCUUGACGCCGAUGAUGCAGGUGAUUGUAGCCGCAUUCGUGAAGAGGAGACUACCGUAUCCAGUAGAUUCUGACCAGUUGUAUGAGAUUCCUAAAUCGGAUAAGAAUCAAGGGGGUAGGCUUCUUCUUCACACCAACAAACUCAGGUUUCUGGACAAAGCGGCGAUCGUAGAAGACGAGGUGGUUUCGAAGGAGAAGGCGAAUCCAUGGCGUCUAGCAAGCGUAACAAAAGUGGAAGAGGUGAAGCUGAUCAUCAACAUGAUCCCGAUUUGGUUGACGACUCUACCCUUCGGCAUCUGCGUGGCCCAAUCCUCCACAUUCUUCAUCAAGCAGAGCACCACCCUCAACCGCGCCAUCGCCGGCGAUUUCACCAUCCCGCCGGCCUCCGUCUACGGCUUCGCGGCCGUCAGCCUCGUAGUCUCCAUCGCGAUCUACGACAGGAUCCUGGUCCCGUUCCUGCGCCGCGUCACCGGAGAUGAGCGGGGCAUCAACAUCCUGCAGAGGAUCGGCAUCGGCAUGGUGUUCUCCGUGGCCACCAUGGUGGUGGCCGCAUUGGUGGAGCGGAAGCGCCUCCGCGUGGUGGAAGCCAGUCCCGCCGGGAAUUCGCUGUCGAUGAGCGUGUUCUGGCUGGCGCCGCAGUAUGUUAUCAUCGCGGUGGGAGACUGCUUCACGCUGGUGGGGCUGCAGGAGUAUUUCUACGAUCAAGUGCCGGAUUCGAUGAGGAGUUUAGGCAUUGCUUUCUACCUGAGUGUGUUGGGGGCGUCCAGCUUCCUUAGCGGCCUCUUGAUCACUGUGGUGGAUGGUGUCACGGCGAGGAGCUGGUUCGGGAAGGACCUAAACGCUAGUCGCCUCGACUAUUUCUACUGGCUCCUCGCCGGGAUCACCGCCGGGAAUCUCUUCAUCUAUUCCUUUGUUGCACAGAGCUACUCUUACAAGAAUGCAAGGAAGACAACCCUCGUUGUUGCUGAUUGCUACCAACCUCAUCCAAUGCCUUAGUAGAAUCUCAUCUUGAAAAUCUAUACUUAUUUUACAAAAUUUGAUUUGCCUAUUAUAUCCCUCAUAUAUAUACUUAAUUUAAAGUUAAUUGUGUACUAUAUUAUACAUAUAAUAUAUCUAUAAAUAUAUUAUGGUUUAUCCUUUA
Molecule: messenger RNA, 3701 nt
Organism: Salvia miltiorrhiza (redroot sage)
Lineage: Eukaryota; Viridiplantae; Streptophyta; Magnoliopsida; Lamiales; Lamiaceae
Product: protein NRT1/ PTR FAMILY 5.6-like
Exons: 4
Coding region: 1994-3556 (520 amino acids)
Biological process (GO): transmembrane transport; dipeptide transport
Cellular component (GO): membrane
Molecular function (GO): dipeptide transmembrane transporter activity; tripeptide transmembrane transporter activity
Source: RefSeq, a predicted model, not a curated record